This is a messenger RNA of Tetrahymena thermophila SB210, 772 nucleotides long. RefSeq names its product PAP2 superfamily protein. The record is from RefSeq and is a predicted model, not a curated record. Gene Ontology annotation, molecular function: sphingosine-1-phosphate phosphatase activity. The transcript has a single exon. Lineage: Eukaryota; Ciliophora; Oligohymenophorea; Hymenostomatida; Tetrahymenidae.
AAAAAAAUUAAUAUUUUACUUUUAGAUUAUGCUAGGAUUUUUAGAUAGAAUUGAUAAAGCGAUAAGCGAGUUAUUGCACAAACUCGACAGCAAAUUAGUUUCUAUGAUAUUGUAUCCAUUUGCUUUGAUGUUUAAUCCUUCGUUUAUUAUAGUUCCUAUUUGCCUGGUUUAUGCCUUCAAUUUUAGUAUUUUAAAACGAAGCUAAGAAAGUUCAAUCAUCUAGGCUCUCUUCUAUUUGUUUUGUAUAAUUUGCAAUCUGAUUAUGACUUUAGUGACUAAAAAGCUUUUAAAAAGAAAAAGACCAAUUUUUAUUCCAUGGCUAAAAAAUAAAUCAAGCAUUUUUAGAUAAAAAGAAUAAAAUUGCUCUCUUCCUAGUGGAGAUUCUAUUUAAGCAGUCAACUUUGCUUGUAACAUUAUCUUUUCUUAUAAUUAAGUGAAUUUCAUAAUGAAAUUCUUCAUGGGAAUUUCAAUUGAUUAUGAUAGAUUAGAAAUGAUAUUAAUUGCAUUUGUUAUUCUUGUUAUGACAGCUAGAGUUUAUUUUAUGUGCCACUUUACUUUUGAUACUAUCUUAGGAGUAAUUAUGGGUUACUUUUUAACUAAUUUCCUUUAAGUUCGCUGUUUUGAUGUAUUCUCUCAUAAUGCUUUCAGAGUAAUUAAUGCUAUUGACUUUUGAUAUUUAAAAUUAUAUAUAAUAUAUAGUAUAAAUCAAUAUAUUUUUUAUUUUAUUUUAAAAGUAAUACAUAAAAUCAUAAUUUUUGUAAAAUGAUUUCUU